Molecule: messenger RNA, 2385 nt
Organism: Eimeria acervulina
Lineage: Eukaryota; Apicomplexa; Conoidasida; Eucoccidiorida; Eimeriidae
Exons: 5
Coding region: 1-2385 (794 amino acids)
Source: RefSeq, a predicted model, not a curated record
AUGCAGGUGCUGCUGCAGCAGAAGCUCGCUGACAGUAACAGCAGCAGCAGCAACAGCAGCAGCAGCAGCAUUUGGCAGCAGCAUAUGCUGGCUUUACACGCUGCGGUAGUUCGUGCUGCUGCACUCGAGCUGCUGCUGCAUCUACUGCUGCCUCUGCAGCAGGUCCUUCGCACCUGCUGCCCGUCCUGCAGCAGCAGCAGCAGCAGCAGCAGCAGCAGCAGACGGCUAGACUGGGGUUUGGCUGCUAUUUCCUCGCUGCGGAUUGUUUGUAGAGAGGCCUCUAUCGUGUCGCUGCGAUCUGAAGUCUGCAUACCAACAGCAGCAGCAGCAGCAGCAGGAGACUCUGCUGCUGCUGGCACUGCUGCUGCUUUCAGGGAGGCUCUUGCUGCUGCGAUGGACGAGCUGCCGCCGCUGCUGCAGAAGACUGGGAGCAAGUUUGCUGCUGAAGCUGCAUCAGCGAGGUCCGAGCAGCAGCAACAGCAACAGCAGCAGGAGCAGCAGCACAGCGCUGCAGAUCUUGCGGCAGCAGCACUGCAGCAAGUUGCUGCCGUUGGCUUCUUCCUCGAUUGCUCGCUGCCUCCACCGUUGCUGCAUAAGUUGUCCUGCUGUCUCGCCUACGACUCAAAGCAGCAGGAGCAGCAGCAAGAGCCUAGCAGCAACGGUGGGGAAACGCAAGAUGCUGCUGCUGCUGCUGCUGCUGCUGUUGACUCCCCCAUCGAGUCUCCUUCCGCUCCUGCAGAUACCUGGGAAGAGCGGCAGCAGCAGCAGCAGCAGCAGCAGCAGCAGCAAGAGGGAGGUGCGCGGGGUGGCGAGGGCUUCAUGAGUCCGCAGCAAAACCCUGGGCCGCAGCUCUCCCACUGCACAGACCAGCCGCAGCAGCAGCAGCAGCAACAAAAGCAACAGCAACAGCAGCCGCAGCAGCAGCAGCAGCAACAACAACAACAACCGCAGCAGCAAGGACAAUGCGUUUGUUGCUGUGCCGAAACACAGAAGCAGCAGCAGCUGCUGCAGCAACUGAAGAAGCAAGAGGUGGUCGCGCAGCAAGCAGCAGCGGCAGCAGCAGCAGCAGCAGCGCAGCAGGAAGCAGCAGAAGAGGAGGGAUCCCUGUCUGAUGAUGAGGUAGCAGUUGGGGUGUUGCUGCAGCAGCGGGAGGCGCAGCGUGCUGCUGCAGCUCUUCUCUACGCACGCCAGACGCUGCAGCAGCAGCAGCAGCGGCUGCAGCUGCUGCUGAAAGGUUGCUGCUGCGGUGCCGCUUCCCAUACACCGGAAGCAAACGCUGCUACAACAACUGCUACUGCAGCAGCAACAACAGCAACAGCAGAAGCAACAGGACAAGCGGGAGCUACAGCAGCGAGAGAAGCUGCAGCCGCAACACAAGCCCCAGCAGAAGCAGCACCAGAAGCAGCAGCUGCAUCACCAGCAGCAGCAGCACCUUAUUUGGCUGCUGCUGCACCAGCAACUGCUGCAGAAGCGGCGAGGGAAGAGGCUCAAGGGGCCGCCGGCGACACGCCAGCAGCAGCAACAGCAGCAGCUGCUGCUGUUGCUGCUGCUGCUAGUGAAGGAGGCUGUGAAAUCCUCGGAAAUUCAAGUACGCCGCAGCGAGAACAGCAGCAAGAGCAGCAGCAGCAGCAGCAAAAGCAGCAGCAGUCGCAGCCGUUGCUGCCGCAGGGUCAAGGAGAACCUGCAGCUGCAAGUAGUAGCAGCAGCAGCAGCAGCGACAGCAGCAGCAGCAGCAGCAGCAGCAACGACAGCAGCAGCAGCAGCAGCACAAGCAGCAGCAGCAGACAGAGCUCUGCGAAGCGGCAGCAUCCUUCAGACCCUUCUUCCCUUGGCAGCGAACCCACUGACAGUCCAACAGCAGCAGCAGCAACAACAGCAACAACAGCAGCAGCAGCGGCAGCAACAGCGCAGAAGCAGCACGAGGAAAGCCACCACAGCGGCGGCACGAGGCGCAGCAGCAGACUCGCCAACAGCAGCAGCAGCAGCAGCAGCAGCAGCUGCAGCAGAAGACCCUCGCUCCUCUCUUCAGCUGACUCACCGCCCCACCGAUUGAAAUUUCCGCGUCUCUUAGACGCACAGCCCACAGACAAAACCGAACAGUGGCCCUCCGAUGAAGAGCCUCCCCAGCUGCAGCAGCAGCAGCAGCAGCAGCAGCAGAAGCAGUACGGGUUGAUAUCUCCACCCAAGCCGUCGGCUCCUGAUCGUCGGCUCCGGUGCUGGACGCGCACUCAGGAAGAGCUUCUAUUAGAGGGUGUACGGCGCUUCGGAAAGGGCAACUGGAAAGAAAUACAGCAGGAGCAUCCGCUGCUGCGGCGAUUCACCAACGUGCAGCUCAAAGACAAAUUCAGAAACCUGCAGCGACACAUUCAAACCCCAGGAGACUAG